AGAACAUUGAAAGGAAAGUUUAAAAUCCUGUUGGUUGAGCACAAGAAGUUUUGAAAUUCAAAAUGACAUCAACUGUGGAUAAAAGACCCCACCAGGAGCAUACAAUUGUGAAUCCACAGCCACCAGAAUAUCGCAAUCCAAAGAAACCUAGCCGCAUGACAAAUCAGCUUCGGUAUUUGGAGAAAGUGGUGGUUAAAGCUCUGUGGAAGCACCAUUUUGCAUGGCCAUUCCAACAGCCUGUUGAUGCUGUGAAAUUAAACUUGCCUGAUUAUUAUCAGAUAACAAAGAACCCAAUGGAUUUGGGUACAAUCAAAAAACGCUUGGAAAAUAAAUAUUACUGUAAAGCUAUGGAGUGUGUAGAAGACAUAAAUACAAUGUUUACCAACUGUUACGUAUAUAAUCGGUUUCUUCCUAUACUCUGUCCAGACUCCUCAUCAUAA
This is a messenger RNA of Carcharodon carcharias (great white shark), 440 nucleotides long. It is a transcript of the gene brd2b, whose product is annotated as bromodomain containing 2b. The coding region runs from base 63 to 440 and encodes 125 amino acids. The transcript has 4 exons. Gene Ontology annotation, cellular component: nucleus; chromatin. Gene Ontology annotation, biological process: chromatin remodeling; positive regulation of transcription elongation by RNA polymerase II. NCBI's taxonomy places the organism in Eukaryota, Metazoa, Chordata, Chondrichthyes, Lamniformes, Lamnidae. The record is from RefSeq and is a predicted model, not a curated record.